AUGGCAAACUCAGGAAACGUCGUCGGCGGUCACAAGGCCAACCUCAACAACCCCAACACAUCCGAGGAGUCGAAGCAGCACUCCCGUGAGGUCAUCGAGAACCAGGGCGCCGAUACCCAGUCCAACACUACCACCAGCUCCAGCACCAAGCCUGAUGGAGAGAAGAACCCCAACAAUGUUGCGGGCGGCUUGAAGGCAACGCUCAAGAACCCGAAUGUUUCGGAUGAGGCCAAGGAGAGCGCCAAAGAGAGGCUUGAACAGAUGGAGUAG
Messenger RNA from Dothidotthia symphoricarpi CBS 119687, 270 nucleotides. RefSeq lists its product as uncharacterized. The record is from RefSeq and is a predicted model, not a curated record. Gene Ontology annotation, cellular component: cytoplasm. Bases 1 to 270 code for a protein of 89 amino acids. Lineage: Eukaryota; Fungi; Ascomycota; Dothideomycetes; Pleosporales; Dothidotthiaceae. The transcript has 2 exons.